Messenger RNA from Dendrobium catenatum, 3565 nucleotides. RefSeq names its product protein ARABIDILLO 1. The record is from RefSeq and is a predicted model, not a curated record. Lineage: Eukaryota; Viridiplantae; Streptophyta; Magnoliopsida; Asparagales; Orchidaceae. Gene Ontology annotation, molecular function: protein binding. The transcript has 12 exons. The coding region runs from base 370 to 3162 and encodes 930 amino acids.
CGCUGCACGGAGCACGUAUAAUUAGAGCUGUGGCCGUUGUUCGCAAUUAAGAAACGGCGGAAAGGCGAGGCUCUAUAGCAGGGCAGGGACACAAGACAUCGACUGAUUGAUUACCUGAGGGAUUAUCCACCACACCUCGUCGACGUACCCUUGGCGGCCUCCUCCUAAAUCCCUACCGUCGAAGCCGCCGACAGGCUGGCCUUCGCCGAUUUUUUUCGUCGGAUAUCACACUAAAAACCCUAGAUCGAAUUAAUUACUGUCUCCCUGCUGUCCUCGCACGACAAUCGCUGCAGAAAUCUUCCAUAACCUAGGAUGUUUUUCCAUAUAGGCGCCUGAAGAUCCUCUUAGCGGCUUUUGGGAUUUAGGGAGAUGAGCCGGCGAGUGAGGAGGCGAGGCUCGCAGUCAAAAGACAAAGAUAAGGUCAUUAUAUCCUCUCCGGUGUACCCGGAGACGGCGGAGGAGUACGAUAUAUGCCGUCCCGGUGGUGAAAUUGCAGGUGGUCACGACGUGGAGUGGACUCGCCUCCCCGAUGACACCGUGGUUCAGCUCUUCUCUUGCCUCAGUUACCGAGACCGAGCCUGCCUCUCUUCUACCUGCCGCACCUGGCGCCUCCUUGGUUCCUCUCCAUGCCUUUGGAAUUCUCUUGACCUCCGCGCUCAUCGCUGCGACGCGGAUACCGCGACCGCACUAGCCUCGCGCUGCGCUAGCCUCCGCCGUCUACGAUUCCGGGGAUCGGAGUCGGCUGCUGCCAUUAUAAACCUUCACGCUCGUGACUUAAGAGAGAUCGCCGGAGAUUACUGCCGUGACAUCACUGACGCGACGCUAUCAGUGAUUGCUGCUCGACAUGAGGCGCUUGAAAGCCUCCAGAUUGGCCCUGAUCCUUGUGAAAAGAUUAGCAGUGAUGCAAUCCGGCAUGUGGCCAUGUGUUGCUCGAGAUUGAGAAGGUUGCGCCUUUCGGGCAUCCGAGAGAUUGAUGGCCUCGCCAUUGGCGCCUUGGCGAGGCAUUGCUCCCGGCUGGAGGAGAUUGCAUUUCUUGAUUGUGGGAACAUUGAUGAGACCGCCCUUGGCAAGGUAGAAUGCCUAAAGUUUUUGUCAGUUGCAGGUUCCCGGAGUUUGAAGUGGGCAUCAGCUGUCACUUACUGGAGCAAGCUACCAAACCUUGUUGGAUUGGAUGUUUCUAGGACUGAUAUUCCUCCGAGUGCUCUAUUUAGAAUUCUCUCUUCUUCUAAGAAUUUGAAGGUUUUGUGCGCUCUCAACUGUUUGGCAUUAGAAGAGGAAGCCAAUCAUAACCCGCUGGGCUCUAGCCAUGCCAAGGGCAAGAUACUUCUCACCCUCUUCACUGACAUUUCCAAGAGGAUUACUUCUUUAUUCUCUAGCUCUGUAGGAAAGGAAACUGAGAUCUCUUGGAAUUGGAGUUCUCAGGGAAACAAUGACAAGAGCCUGAAUGAAAUCAUAAGCUGGGUCGAGUGGAUACUGUCACAGUCAUUGCUUCGCAUAGCAGAGAUGAAUCCAGUUGGCAUGGAUGAUUUUUGGUUGAGGCAAGGUGCUUCAUUGCUGUUGAGUUUGGUGAAGAGUUCUCAGGAGGAUGUGCAAGAGAGAGCAGCAGCUGGGCUUGCUACAUUUGUGGUGAUUGAUGAUGAGAAUGCAACAGUGGAUCCAUCAAGGGCAGAGGCAGUCAUGAAAAAUGGGGGCAUUCCGUUGCUUUUGGAACUUGCUAGAUCAUGCAGGGAAGGUGUACAGUCUGAAGCUGCAAAGGCGAUUGCUAACUUGUCAGUUAAUGCUAAAGUUGCAAAAGCAGUUGCUGACGAAGGUGGUAUCAGUAUACUCGCUGUCCUAGCAAGGUCCACAAAUAGGCUGGUUGCAGAAGAGGCUGCUGGAGGGCUUUGGAAUCUUUCGGUUGGAGAAGAGCACAAGACUGCCAUUGCUGAAGCUGGUGGUGUUAAAGCUCUGGUAGAUCUCAUCUUCAAAUGGCCAACUGGGAUAGAUGGAGUCCUUGAGCGAGCUGCUGGUGCACUUGCAAAUCUAGCUGCGGAUGACCAGUGUAGCAUGGAGGUGGCAAUGGCAGGUGGUGUGCAUGCUUUGGUGAUGCUGGCAAGAUCUUGCAGGGUUGAAGGAGUGCAAGAACAGGCUGCCCGAGCCUUAGCUAAUUUGGCUGCUCAUGGGGAUAGCAAUAGCAACAAUGCUGCAGUCGGUCAAGAGGCAGGUGCUCUCGAUGCACUAGUGCAACUGACUUGUUCUCCUAACGAAGGUGUUAGGCAAGAAGCUGCUGGUGCUCUGUGGAACUUAUCUUUUGAUGAUAGAAAUCGAGAGGCAAUUGCUGCGGCUGGGGGUGUUGAAGCGCUGGUUACUCUUGCAAAUGCUUGUGCAAAUGCCUCUCAUGGCCUACAAGAGAGGGCUGCUGGAGCUUUGUGGGGAUUGUCGGUGUCAGAAGCAAAUAGUGUUGCAAUUGGACGAGAAGGUGGUGUUGCACCUCUUAUUGCUUUGGCACGCUCCGAAGCUGAAGAUGUUCACGAAACAGCUGCUGGAGCACUUUGGAAUCUUGCCUUUUAUCCUGGCAAUGCACUUCGUAUAAUUGAAGAGGGGGGUGUCCCCGCUCUUGUACACCUUUGUUCAUCAUCAGGGUCCAAAAUGGCUCGUUUCAUGGCUGCACUAGCUCUUGCUUAUAUGUUUGAUGGAAGGAUGGAUGAGUUUGCAUUGAUUGGUUCUUCUUCAGAAGGUACUUCAAAGAGUGUUAGCUUUGAAGGUGCCAGGAAGAUGGCGUUAAAGCAUAUAGAAGCCUUUGUUCUUUCAUUUUCAGAUCAUCAGCUUUUCUCCAUGGCUGCUGCAUCCUCUGCAACAACAGCUUUGGCACAAGUUCUUGAAGUGACUCGCAUACAAGAAGCAGGACAUCUAAGAUGCAGUGGUGCUGAGAUUGGACGAUUUGUAGCAAUGCUUCGUAAUUCUUCUAGCAUACUUAGAGCCUGUGCUGCUUUUGCUCUAGUGCAGUUUACUAUUCCUGGUGGAAGGCAUGCAAUGCACCAUGCUAGUCUCCUGCAGAAAGCUGGGGUGACUAGAGCGUUGCGAGGGGCAGCUGCAUCAGCAUCAGCUCCAAUAGAAGCCAAGGUUUUUGCAAGGAUAGUUCUUAGAAAUCUUGAACACCAUCAGUUAGAAGCUUCCGUGUAGUUGUUUCACAGUUAUCCGCAUGGACUUGAACAUUUCAAGGUCAGAACUUGAACAUUUCGAGGUCUGAAGUUGGAUAGAAGCAAGUAUGCCUCAACAGAUGCAGUUACUGCCAAUUUCCGAAGAUACUGCAAGGUUCUUGAUGAAUUGCAAAUAAUAUGGAACUCUGGCCUGCAAUAUCAUGUUUAUUAGAUAUUUUGUCUGGUUUGGCUUCCUGUAAUCAUGAUUUGGUAAGUAUGAUGUUACUAUUGUUUUUUUUUUUUUCCUUAUUUUGAUUUAUCAUGUAAAAGGUGCUGGAUGUUCUUAGGUAGAAGACCAGUAUCUCAGUUUUGCACUAUAUUAUUUUUUUAGUGAAUGUAAAAGAGAUUAGAAGAAAUUUUUGCAUAAACUUUUUAUUUGUUCUACA